Molecule: messenger RNA, 570 nt
Organism: Saitoella complicata NRRL Y-17804
Lineage: Eukaryota; Fungi; Ascomycota; Saitoellomycetes; Saitoellales; Saitoellaceae
Exons: 1
Coding region: 1-570 (189 amino acids)
Cellular component (GO): mitochondrion
Molecular function (GO): flavin-dependent sulfhydryl oxidase activity; flavin adenine dinucleotide binding
Source: RefSeq, a predicted model, not a curated record
AUGCCUGAUUUUGGAGCAUUCGCUUCCCCAAAGACCGAGGAGGGAAAGAAGAAUGACUUGCCGCCGAGGAUCGUGCUCGGUCCUGACGGUAAACCGUGCAAGUCUUGUACCGCCUUCAGUGCGUGGGCAAAACUCCCGAAGAAGAAAGCGACCGGUGCCACCGAUCCCUCAUCAUCAUCCGCUCCACAAGACACCGUAACCCCCGCAACCCUCCCUCCAGACUGUCCACCCGACGUCGAAGCACUCGGACGAGCAACUUGGACUUUCCUCCACUCCAUGGCAGCAACAUACCCCGACUCCGCCCCACCAGAGAAACAAAAAGAAAUGUCCUCAUUCCUCCGGAUCUUCGGAAACGUCUACCCCUGCUGGGUCUGUGCCGAGGAUUUCCGGAGUUGGAUGGCGAAGGAUGAGAAUAAACCUGUGCUGACGGGAAGGGAGGCAAUGAGUCGGUGGAUGUGUAGGGCGCAUAAUGAGGUUAAUGAGAAGUUGGGGAAGCCAGCGUUUGAUUGUAACAAGUGGGAGGAGAGGUGGAGGACGGGGAGGAAGGGGUGCUUCCCGGAGGAUCUUUAG